AUGAGUCAUGCCGUGAUGUCCGUCACGCUGGCCAAGGUGGUGAGGGUUUGCUCGCUGGCGGUGCUGACCUGGGCGUGUGGAGCUCCUGCCUGGCCCAUAAACAACCUACUCACUUCUGGCUCCAAGGUGCAGCCCUCCGUGGUGCAGAGCGUGACCGCGGGCGCGCGCCUCGGCCUGCACGAGUGCGCCGCGCAGUUCGCCUGGGAGCGCUGGGACUGCGGCCGCGCCGCCGGCGCCGGCGGUGGAGGAGGAGGGGGAGGAGGAGACGCAGGCGGCCGCCUCUCGGUGCAGCACGCGGCCACGCGGGCCGCGACCCGCGAGGCCGCGUUCGUCCACGCCGUGAGCGCGGCGGGGGUGGUGCACACGCUGGCGCGCAACUGCAGCGCCGGCGACUUCGCCAGCGAGUGCGGCUGUGACGACAGCAAGAACGGCGAGCGCGCAGGCGAGGGCUGGGUGUGGGGCGGCUGCAGCGACAACGUGCUCUACGGGCAGCGCGUCGCCCAGCAGCUCGCCGACUCCGUCGAGGCGGCGGAGCUCGACCCCCGCGCGGCCGUCAACCGGCACAACUUCGAGGCCGGCCACGCGGCCGUGCGGGCCACCAUGGGCCACGUGUGCAAGUGCCACGGCGUGUCGGGCAGCUGCACCCUGCAGACGUGCUGGCAGCAGCUCUCCGAGCUGAGCCGCGUCGGCGCCCACCUCAAGGAGCGCUACCGCCGCGCCGCGCGCCUCGACCUCCUCCGUGCCGCCAACAGCGCCAGCGCCGUCGUCGCCACGCACGGAGCCGCCGCCGGAGGCCCCCGCGAGGCCGACGGCGGCAACGGAGCGCGAGCCGGCCCGGUGGCGUCGCACCGCUCGCCGCACGCCGCCGCCGUCGCCGCCGCCGCCCAGGAUGCCCUGCGCCUGCUGGAGCCCGACGGCCUGGCCUUCCUGGAGGACUCGCCCGACUACUGCCGGCGCAACGAAUCGCUGGGCGCGCCGGGCACGCUGGGACGCGAGUGCCGGCGCGGGAGCGGCGGCGCCGACGGCGCUGGCGCGGACGACAGCUGCGAGCGGCUGUGCACGGCGUGCGGGCUGCGCGUGCUGGAGCGGCGCGUCAGGGUCACCAGCCCCUGCAACUGCUCCUUCACGUGGUGCUGCCGCGUGUCGUGCCAGCAGUGCACCAGCGUGCACAGCAAGUUCCGGUGCGGGCGGCCCGAGGCUGCGGGCAGGGCGCCCGGAAAGAAGAGGCUACGCGCACGGCAGCAGCAGCAGCAGCAGCAGAGGGGUCGCAACAGGAAGCCCAACGCGGCCUCGCAGGCCGUAGCAAACAAGACUUCAUGAGAAAGGCCAGGCAAUGAACCGAUACGUCAGGAAGUUACAAUGAUGCCACUCACAACAAGCACUGGGGCGAUGUACGUUUUGUUGGUCCUUGAGCCCGUGGUGGAGAUUCCACUUUAUCCGUGAUGGGAGGACACAUUCUCUACAACACGGAUGGAUGACUGUUGAAUGCCAAGUCCCACCAAGCGGCUCAAUUCGGGCGAGUUGCUGGGAACGUGUAGACACAUCAUCAUUCCGCCGUGGACUCCACGCUCAUCGUUCUUACGAGGUUAAUCAAACUGAGCGUUACUUUGUAGGAAGCCACCAGUGGUUGAUAUCGGUGUGUGUUUUUAAAUGUUGCCUUUGCUUUUGCUUGAGUUGUAUUAUUUUUCAAAGUCUUGCCAUUAUGACACAUGAACGAGUAUGGUGGUCACACUGCACCGAGUACUCAUUUUAAGCCAAGUCAACCUUGAAAAACCUAUACCAGGUUUGGAUGUGAGGAACUGAUGUCAGGAGUUAAACCCUGGGCUGUUGUUAACUCGUGCGGUGU
This is a messenger RNA of Lethenteron reissneri (Far Eastern brook lamprey), 1846 nucleotides long. It is a transcript of the gene WNT8B, whose product is annotated as Wnt family member 8B. Gene Ontology annotation, cellular component: extracellular region. Gene Ontology annotation, molecular function: frizzled binding; cytokine activity. Gene Ontology annotation, biological process: cell fate commitment; canonical Wnt signaling pathway; multicellular organism development. Lineage: Eukaryota; Metazoa; Chordata; Hyperoartia; Petromyzontiformes; Petromyzontidae. The record is from RefSeq and is a predicted model, not a curated record.